UCCUCUCUCUCCUACCUUUCUCAGGGGUUUUGCUUCUUCCUUACUUCUUCUUUUACAACAACCUCCUUUUUCCUCCAAAAUCUUGAGCAGUGAGCACCCAUUUCCCGGAAACAAAAAAGAAAACUGUUUUCUUGGAGAUUUCAAGCUGCUUCUCUGGGUUAUGUUAAAUUGGAUACAGAGUUUCACUAUCAGGUAUGGGUUCCGGGCGUUGGUUUAAGGUGUUAAUCGGCUUAAACAAAGCAAAGGAUGGCAAUUCAAAACGGUUGAAGGGAUCGUCAGCUCAUGGAAAAUCAAGUUCCAUAAAAUUGAAAAAGUCUAGUUCUGCGAAUGGUCAAAAUCUUGGAUUGCCAAUUGAGGAUAUAGCUGCAAUUCGGAUUCAAACUGCUUUCCGUGCAUAUGCUGCUAGAAAAGCUUUACGCCGUUUGAAAGGGAUUGUAAAAUUGCAACUAAUGACCCAAGCUUUUCCUAUUACUAAGCAAGCUACGACUACAUUGGGCUAUCUUCAUUCGUGGAGUAAAAUACAAGAUGAGGUUAAAGCUCGCCGACUCUGUAUGGUAACAGAAGGACGGAUCAAGCAGAAGAAAAUAGAGAGUCAGCAAAAACUUGAGGCAAAGCUUCAUGACAUAGAGGCGGAAUGGUGUGGUGGCUCUGAAACAAUGGAUGAAGUUCUUGCAAGGAUAUAUCAAAGAGAAGAAGCAGCAGUUAAACGUGAGCGGGCUAUGGCAUAUGCAUUUUCUCAUCAGUGGAGGGCCAACUGCAGUCAGAGCCAAAUCUUGGGUAAUUAUGAACUCAGUAAAGCUAAUUGGGGUUGGAGCUGGAAGGACCGCUGGAUUGCUGCUCGCCCCUGGGAAAGCCGUGUGCAGUCACCUAGCCCAAGGAAAGUGCAGAGUAAGCAAGCAAGCCCAAUUGGUAAGAACAUAAAUUCACCAACGCCAAAAUCUUCGGUUAUAGUUAAACUUCCUUCGUCAAAUGGUAAGGCAACUACAAAGGCUCGGAGAUUGUCUUACUCAGCUGUCGAAGAAAAAACAGCGGCAAGUGCAGAGGGCAUUAAAACUGAAGAAAAAAACACUCCGAAAUGAAUAUCGACUUUGUUGGUGGUUCUGAUCCAAUGGUAGAAACUAAAUAAGAAUGUCUUGAGUAUCUUAUGGAUUCAAACUGCAGAAAAGUGAGGGAAGAGCCAUUUUUCUUUAAAAUACGCGGUCAUUUCUGAUUCUUGUACAUGGAGUGGUGUGGAAGUAAUGUGCUUGCGCGUGCAGUAACGGAUUUUCGAGCAGGACCUGGAUUUAGGGCUGAUCAGAACAUCCUUCUAUGAUUCUUUCUUCUUUUUUUUCCCUCUGUUCUUCAUAUUAAUGUAUAUUUGAAAGAAAAAUAAUAUUCUAUUUAUACUGUAAAUAGACAAAAUAUUUGUUGGGGGUGGAUUAUUCUGUGCUUUCGCACGCUGUAAUUAGAAAGUACUCUGGUUGUUGUCUUUCA
Molecule: messenger RNA, 1473 nt
Organism: Pyrus x bretschneideri (Chinese white pear)
Lineage: Eukaryota; Viridiplantae; Streptophyta; Magnoliopsida; Rosales; Rosaceae
Product: protein IQ-DOMAIN 9
Exons: 6
Coding region: 195-1079 (294 amino acids)
Molecular function (GO): protein binding
Source: RefSeq, a predicted model, not a curated record